Messenger RNA from Panonychus citri (citrus red mite), 4245 nucleotides. It is a transcript of the gene Nrx-IV, whose product is annotated as neurexin-4-like. NCBI's taxonomy places the organism in Eukaryota, Metazoa, Arthropoda, Arachnida, Trombidiformes, Tetranychidae. The transcript has 3 exons. The record is from RefSeq and is a predicted model, not a curated record. The coding region runs from base 352 to 3738 and encodes 1128 amino acids.
UCUCUUUCUCUGAAGGUGGACACAGGUAAAUAUUUUUAUAUUCAAUUUGAAUUAUUAACUGUUGUCCUGCUUAAGUACCACGCCUUAAAGUUUCAUCUGAACAAUUGUUAACAAUUUUCCCUACAAUUGUUAAUCUGAUUAACUAAAUGGUUAAUUUAGUGACUAAUAUGUUUACUAGAAAUGUCUGUGAACAUAAAAAUUCAAUGUGAUUAAUUAAAACAUCGUAAUCAUUUACGUUUCUUUAUCAUCUCUCUUUCAUUUUUAUUUUCCUAUUUUUUGUUUUGUUUUGUUUUGUUUUUCUGGUUUCCUACCAAAAGUGAAUAAACCAGCAACUAAUAUAACAUCAUCAUCAUGACUUUAUUUAGAAUCUCAUCUAGUGUGAUCUUUACUUUUACUUUUCUUCUUCUAUUAUGUUGGUUAAAUGUUUCAGGUGAAGAAAUAUUGAAUCUCGAUGGCCAAUCUUUUGUGAUUAUGAAACUUGAAAGUUCAUCAUUCCAUGAUACAAUUUCAUUAAAAUUUACUACAAAUUCAGCCAAUGGAAAUCUCAUUUAUAGCCGUGGAACUCAAGGAGAUAUUUUCUCUCUACGAAUGCAGGAUAAUAAGAUUGUGUUGUCCCUUAAUUUAGGAAAUUCUGAUCAAAUUAACACCAUCACUGCCGGUAGCCUAUUAGAUGACUCAAAAGAGCACAACAUACUUAUAACCCGAAAUAAUCGUGAUCUCAAUUUAACUGUUGAUGACCAUACAGUUAAGCAUAAAAUAACUGGCGAUUCUGUGAGAUUAGAUCUUAAUGAUAAGUUUUACAUUGGUGGAUUACCUGCAAUCUCAAAUUAUCAUCAUGUUGUUAGAGAAAAUUUCACUGGAUGUAUUCGGGAUCUUCUUAUAAAUGAUACAAAUAUUGUCAAAGAUUUAACAACAGAAAAUUAUCUUGAUGCCAGCACCAAGCCUGGAAAUACUUGUUGGUUGAAAAAUCUUCCAUCCAUUACAUUCCGAGCAACUUCAGCUUACAUUAAAGUCGAUACACCGAUCAAUGAUGGAUUAGAUAUAAGUUUCGAUUUUCGAACCUUCAAUGAAGAUGGUGUUUUAUUGUUCCAUCGAUUUUCAACCGAUGGCUAUAUUGCUGCUUCUCUUAAUAAGAGAAAAUUAUUGAUUAACUUGGAAACACGGGAGACCAAUCGUUCAGCUUUACUUCUUGAACCAUUCCAUAAUAAGAAUCUAAAUAAUGGCUUUUGGCAUAAUUUACAAAUCAGUUUUAAAACAAAUCAAUUGAGAAUCAUUGUCGAUGGUCAAGAGUCUAUCACCCGAAGGAAAAUGUCAAUUCAAAGUGGUCAAUAUUAUGCAAUCGGUGGGGGUUGGUUCAAUAAGCCUGGUUUCAUUGGAUGUAUUCGUAAUCUUAAUGUUAGUGAUAUAUUGAUUGCUCUUGAUGAAUUGACUCCAGAUCGCAUAAUAUCAACUUAUCCUAGUGAUGUGUUUCAAAAUGCUUGUAAAAUGGUUGAUCGGUGUCAUCAGAAUCCUUGUGAACACAAUGGUAUCUGUAGACAAGAUCACGAAUCUUUUACAUGUGACUGUACAAAUACUGGUUAUACUGGUGCCGUUUGUCAUGUUCCUGCUUACUCAUUGUCCUGUGAUGCCUAUCGAAUUGAACAUCCCGUCCAACAGAAACAAAGUAUUAUGAUUGAUGUUGAUGGUAGUGGUCCUUUAGAACCAUUCCAAGUAACUUGUCAAUUUCAUGGUGAUCGAACUCAAACCUUCCUUCAUCACCGAAACGAAGCUCCAACUGAGGUUACUGAUUACGAAGAGCCCGGAUCAUAUCAACAAAAUAUGAUUUACAGUGCUGAUUUUGACCAGAUCACCGUUUUAGUGAACAAAUCGUAUACAUGCAAACAAUUUAUUAAAUAUGAAUGUAAAAAUGCGCGUCUUUUCAACACCCCGUAUACUUUACAGAAACAUUUUAAACCAUUCACUUGGUGGAUGAGUAGAAACAACCAGAAAAUGUCUCAUUGGGGAGGGUCACUUCCGGAAUCUCGUAAAUGUAAAUGUGGACUUUUUGGUAACUGUCGAGAUCCUUCCAAAUGGUGUAACUGUGACUCGAUGGGUAGUCACGAAUGGGGAGUUGAUGAAGGAGAUUUAACAGAUAAAGAAUUUCUGCCAAUUCGAUCAAUUCGUGUUGGUGAUACAAUCAAAGCGACACCAGAGAAAAGAGCUCGAUUUACAAUUGGACCUUUAAUAUGUGAAGGUGAUCAAAUGUUUGACAAUGUUGUUACUUUCAGACAACAUGACAGUAUCAUUCCUGUUCCCAUUGGGGAAAUUGGUUUCUCAUGGGACAUUUAUCUACAAUUCAAGACCACAGUUGAAUAUGGUGUUCUUUUGCACGCUCGAGGUCCAACUGAUUUUAUCAAAUUGACAAUCAUCUCAUCAAAGGCAAUACAAUUUGUCUUAGAUUGUGGCUCAGGUAGUCAAAAGAUUGAGGCUGAAACUCCUUACAAAUUAAGUGACGACAAUUGGCAUUCAGUUUUAGUCGAAUGGAAUCAAAAAGAGGCCACUCUUUCGAUCGACGGAAAAUUGAUGCACAAAGUGACCAAUAGUAUGACCAAACCCAGACCCAUGGAGUUGAAAUCGCCUUUGAUUGUCGGUGCUUCUGUUGAAGAGAAAGAAGGUUACCUGGGAUGUUUACGUGCCCUUUCAAUCAGUGGUCAAUUCGUUGACCUUGCAAGAAUUGCCAAAGAAGGUGACUCAGGAAGAUCCUUAUAUGGUAUAACUCCAGGCUGUGUUGGAAAAUGUCAAUCAAGUCCAUGUUUAAACAACGGAACCUGUUAUGAAAGAUAUUCUAGUUACAGUUGUGACUGCCAAUGGACAGCAUUCAAAGGCAGAAUCUGUGCCGAUGAGUUUGGUGUUAAUCUUAAAAGUGACAAUUUUAUCAAGUAUGAUUUUGAGACGACACUUUCAACUUUGGAAGAGUUCAUUAGAGUUGGUUUUACAACAACCGAAAACAAAGGUCUUAUUCUUGGCGUUUCAUCUUAUUCUGGUGAAUAUCUCAAUCUAAUGAUGUCAACCAGUGGUCAUCUCCGACUCGUAUUUGAUUUUGGCUUUGAAAGACAAGAAUUGAUUAUUAAAAAUGAAAACUUUGCCCUUGGCCAACAUCACGAUGUGAUAAUUAAAAGAUCUGAUCUUGGAAGACGAAUAACAAUUAUGGUUGAUGGAUACGAACCAAUUGUUUAUACUUUCAACAUUGCCGAUAAAGCUGACGCUCAGUUUAAUCGUUUGAAGAGUAUUUAUGUUGGUCGAAAUGAAACUAUGUCCACGGGCGAUGGUUUCGUCGGUUGUAUUAGUCGAGUCUCAUUCGACGAUCAUUUCCCAUUGAAGAGACUUUUCCAACAAGAUCGUCGAUCAAAUGUUUAUGCCUAUCCUGAUCUCGAUUCAGUUCGUGAGGACUCUUGUGGAAUCGAAUCAGUUACUCAUCCACCAGAGGAGCUUGAAACUCGUCCCCCACCAUUAGGCUCUCGAAGUGCAGCUCAAGGCGAUUCAGGGCCAGUCAUUGCAAUCGUUGGUGUAAUUGUUACCUUAAUUGUUGUAAUUGUUGUAUUAGCCUUAAUGUUUAGUGGCCGAUUCAUGGCACAUCAUAAGGGCGACUAUGUAACGCACGAAGAUAAAGGAGCAAGAGAUGCUCUGGAUCCCGACAUGGCCGUUGUUAUCGGCAAAACUGGACCUGAUAUAACAAAAAAGAAAGAAUAUUUCAUUUAGACACAUAACAAUUAAUUAUUAAUCAUCAUUAAGUCCAUGAUCUUUUUCAUCUCAACUUUCCUUAUCCUUUUCCCAUAUUUCUCAUCACCAUUUUGCACUUAAUUAUCUCCCUAAUUUUUUGACGUACCAAUUAGUGGUACAUUGUUAAUAUUACCGAUUAUUGUGUCGAGUUGAUUUGAUUGUUUCUUUUGAUUACAAACAACUCGCAGCUUUUUAAUCAAUGUUUUGUGACAUAUCUAUUUUUUGCCAAACCCUCACCGCCCAAACACCCACUACUAAUUACAACUCCGUCCAAACUAAACCUAUUAUGCUGAAUUAGCAUCAAUAAGAAUUACGGUAAACAAAAACAAAGCAAUCAAAGUCCAAUCAAGCAUCAAAAACACGCAUAUGAACACUAAUUGGAAGCAAUUAAGAAACAAAUCAACAACUAAACACAUUUUCACUCAAUCUCACAACUCAUAAUUUUUUAUACUUGAAUAAAAUUUUGUUAUUUAACUUCAAAUAAAA